This is a messenger RNA of Diorhabda carinulata, 2272 nucleotides long. RefSeq names its product protein limb expression 1 homolog (gene lft). The transcript has 5 exons. The record is from RefSeq and is a predicted model, not a curated record. Gene Ontology annotation, biological process: autophagosome maturation. Bases 516 to 1406 code for a protein of 296 amino acids. Gene Ontology annotation, cellular component: cytoplasm. NCBI's taxonomy places the organism in Eukaryota, Metazoa, Arthropoda, Insecta, Coleoptera, Chrysomelidae.
GAACGUAUCGGCAUUGGCACUGCCAGAGCAGAACAGACUAGAUGUAUAUACGGUACCACAGUUGCAACUAAAAUAAUAACACAAGUGGUUUGCGUUCGCGGGUAGGUACUACAAUAUCGGCAGUCGCGACGACUAAGAAGAAGUAAAAGGAAGGAAGAACGACGAGAAGAAUAAAGUGAGAAUAAGAAGACAGCGGACUCGUUACUCAGUAGUGUGCAUUUGUGCAGUAAGGUGGUCGCGAUUACCAGCUGACGGUCGCAGGCACCAGGCAGGGCACUGACACUUCUGGUCUCUCGGCGGCGGAUUUUGGGAAGAACGAACGAAGAACGUUUUUGCCUUCUUCGCGAGCUUUGUAUUCUCUCGAUUGUCGUUUCGAUGUAAUUUGGUGGCAACGGCCAGGGCUAGGACACUAUUACUCGGUGCUCUGCACACCACACAGGACCGGGAUGCAAAAACAAAAAAUAAAAAAGUGAGCGCGCCCACCAUACCAGUGGCACUACCAGUGGUACUUAUUAAUGCGAAGUGCAUGUGCGAGCCGCGAUCUUGUUUCGCGGCGCAUUCUUGAACCUUCCGGCGAUGCUGACGGGGUCACCGCGGCUAAUGCAACUACAAACAAUAGGACUGACAUGAUGGUCUACCCGGACCCCCAAUGGACCUGUUCGGCUACAGCCCCCAUGCUCCAACUAUAUGAGGAUGUCAGUUAUAGAGUGAAUGUAGUGGAAGCCUUACAAGAAUUCUGGCAAAUGAAACAAGCCAGAGGUGCAGAUCUACGUAAUGGUGCCCUUGUAAUAUACGAAUCAGUCCCUUCGAAUGCUCAACCAUAUGUUUGUUAUGUUACAUUACCAGGUGGAUCUUGCUUUGGUAGUUUUCAAAACUGUCCAACCAAAGCUGAAGCACGUCGGAGUGCAGCGAAAAUAGCUUUAAUGAAUUCCGUUUUUAAUGAACAUCCUUCUAGAAGAAUAUCUGACGAUUUUAUAGAAAAAGCAGUGGCAGAGGCACGAUCAUCUUUUAAAGGUGAAAGUGAAGAAGCCGACAAUCCAAAUACAGGCAUAGGCGCCUUCAGAUUUAUGUUAGAAUCGAACAAAGGGCGUACUAUGUUAGAAUUUCAAGAAUUAAUGACAGUGUUUCAACUUCUUCAUUGGAACGGUAGCCUUAAAGCCAUGCGUGAACGACAAUGUAGUAGACAAGAAGUUGUAGCCCAUUACUCAAACAGAGCCUUGGAUGAUGACAUGAGGUCCCAAAUGGCAUUAGAUUGGAUAGCUAGGGAACAAGAAUGUUCGGGUUCGCUCAGGAAAGAGCUUAAUCAGGCUGAAAGGGAAUUAGAAUCUGCAAGAUUAGCUGGUCGAGAACUUAGGUUUCCCAAAGAAAAAAAGGACAUUCUUAUUUUGGCUCAUAGUCAGUUGUAAAUACGCCCGUGAUGAAGAAAAAGGUUCGUCGUAAUAAAGGAAGACAUUUUGUAAAGUUGUUGUCAACAAAUGUGAUCAAAUUUUUUUAAUAAAUAUAAAACGAUACAAAAUGAGAAUGCAUAUAUUAUUGCCAUAGUUAUUUCUCAUUUUGAUCGAGGUAAAGAGUGACAGUAAUUAUGAAGAUAUUUGCAUUGUCACUAAUUCAUUCAUAAACGAAUAUCAUAAUUUUUUAAAAACUUUAUAAUGAUGUCAAGUAAUAUGCAGAAGAAUUCAUGUAAAAACAGAUAUUCUUAAACUAAUUAAAAAAACUACACUAUUCUGGCACGAUUUUAAGUGGGCCAAAAUAAGAGCAUAGUAGAAUAGUGAAAGUAAAUAAUAAAAUAAAGUAUGGAAAUGCCUAAUGGUCCUAAAUGCAGAUAAUUCAAAGUAGAAAUAUAUUCAGAAUAUAAAUGUGACAUAUACAGUGUUCCCUUUUUUUUAAAUACAUUAUCUAAAGUAGUAUUUGUAAUAUUGUAAAAUUUCACUGAUUUUUAGGCAUUUUCAAUCUUCUAUAUUUUUUGUAAUAUAGCUACAGAAGGAACUAUACUGCAUUGCAAUUGAGUUUUCACUAAUAAAUUUAGAAAUUCUCAAAACAUAUUGGUGUUUGUUUAAGUGUUGUUACUGAUUACUAACAUUUUAAAAAAAACAUAUUAAUUUACAAAUAUUUCCUAUUCAGAUCCUAUUUAUUUCCAUUCAUUCAUAUAAAUUUGAAAUUAUUUAAAAAAUGAUGUAUCCCACCAAAUUCACAAAUUAUAUUCUAACAUCCUCAGAAUCUAACUGACACUAUUUUCCACAAUAAUAUUUUAAUAAAGAUUAUUAGAUGAUGA